UAACAUCUAAUUUUUUAAGCAACUUGGCUACAUUGUCUGCUUGAUAUGCCCACAGCAGACACAGCUAUGAUUCCUUUGGUGUACUAUAUGUUCUGGUGGUGACCUGAUGACAUGGCCAUAACUGCAGAAAGUCCUUUUUGCUGCAUCAUUGGUGUGUGUUACAUCAGUAGGGCCCUGGCCCCCAACUUACAGCAUCCCCAUGUUCUGUAGCUAGACUUAAACAUCAGGGAACACAACUUACAUUGGCCACCUCCUUUCAUGUCUAAUUGACACCUGGAUUAUGGUAAUGCAGUUCACUAGCUGUUUGGAUGGCAAAAUCUGAAUCAAGGCUCUGUUGUCAAAUUGAAUGUUUACCCUUGCAGAAGUUGCAUCGCUUAAUGACAUUCAGCCAACUUAUCGCAUCCUGAAACCAUGGUGGGAUGUAUUUAUGGAUUAUCUUGCUGUUGUUAUGCUGAUGGUUGCUAUCUUUGCUGGAACCAUGCAGCUAACCAAAGAUCAGGUGGUCUGCUUGCCAGUGUUGCAGUCUGCUGUAAAUUCAGGCAUACAACCCAGCACAUCAGGAAAUGCUAAUGAUAUACCAGGAUCUGAAGCAACCACUGAUCAAGAUAAAGGAAUGAAAAUGAGAACAGUUUCCUUUGAAAAUGCACCUACCAUAACACCAGACACACCACUGAGCAGAUCUACCUAUUCUCAGUUGCAAUCUACUGAAUCAAAUCAGGAACUGAAGAAUGAGAAAAAGGAUUCUUUAGGCCGAAAAACCAAUUUGGAUUAUCAGCAAUAUGUAUUUAUUAACCAGAUGUGUUAUCAUUUGGCUCUUCCUUGGUAUUCAAAGUAUUUUCCCUAUCUUGCUCUCAUACAUACCAUUAUUUUAAUGGUUAGUAGCAAUUUUUGGUUUAAAUAUCCCAAAACUUGCUCAAAAAUUGAACAUUUUGUAUCUAUAUUAGGAAAAUGUUUUGAAUCCCCUUGGACUACGAAAGCACUAUCUGAAACAGCAUGUGAGGACUCUGAGGAAAACAAACAGAGACUAACUGGUACCCAAUCCCUUCCAAAGCACGUUUCCACUAGCAGUGACGAAGGAAGCCCAAGUGCUAGUACUCCUAUGAUUACUAAGUCUGGCUUUAAGUUUUCAGCUGAAAAGCCAGUUAUUGAGGUUCCCAGCAUGACUAUUUUAGAUAAAAAAGAUGGAGAACAAGCCAAAGCCCUGUUUGAAAAAGUUAGAAAAUUCCGUGCCCAUGUGGAAGACAGUGACUUGAUUUAUAAACUCUAUGUCGUCCAGACAGUCAUCAAGACUGUCAAGUUCAUAUUUAUUCUUUGCUACACGGCUAACUUUGUAAAUGAGAUUCGUUUUAAGCACACCUGCACUCCAGAAGUGGAGCAUUUGAUUGGCUAUAAGAAAUUUGAGUGCACACACAAUAUGGCUUAUAUGUUGAAAAAGUUGCUUAUCAGCUACAUUUCUCUCAUUUGCGUGUAUGGUUUUGUCUGUCUGUACACACUCUUCUGGUUGUUUAGAAUACCCUUAAAAGAAUAUUCCUUUGAGAAGGUCAGAGAAGAGAGCAGCUUCAGUGAUAUUCCUGAUGUCAAAAACGAUUUUGCAUUUCUUUUGCACAUGGUAGAUCAAUACGACCAGUUGUACUCCAAACGCUUUGGUGUCUUCUUGUCAGAGGUAAGUGAAAACAAGCUGCGUGAAAUUAGUUUAAACCAUGAGUGGACAUUUGAAAAGCUUCGGCAGCAUGUCUCCCGCAAUGCACAGGAUAAACAAGAGCUUCAUCUCUUCAUGCUGUCAGGGGUCCCUGAUGCAGUGUUUGACCUGACUGACCUGGAUGUGCUGAAACUUGAGCUGAUUCCUGAAGCAAAAAUCCCAGCUAAAAUCUCCCAGAUGACCAACCUUCAAGAGCUUCAUCUCUGCCACUGUCCUGCUAAGGUUGAGCAGACUGCUUUCAGCUUCCUCCGUGACAACUUGAGAUGCCUUCAUGUGAAAUUCACAGAUGUUGCAGAAAUUCCUGCUUGGGUGUAUUUGCUCAAAAAUCUCCGUGAGUUAUAUUUGAUAGGCAACUUGAAUUCUGAAAACAAUAAAAUGAUAGGGCUUGAAUCUCUCAGAGAGUUAAGACACCUUAAAAUUCUCCAUGUGAAGAGCAAUUUGACCAAAGUCCCCUCCAAUAUCACAGAUGUGGCACCACAUCUAACAAAACUGGUAAUUCACAAUGAUGGCACCAAGCUUGUGGUACUGAACAGCCUUAAGAAAAUGAUGAAUGUAGCUGAAUUAGAACUACAGAACUGUGAACUGGAAAGAAUUCCACAUGCCAUUUUCAGUCUAACUAAUUUGCAGGAUCUGGAUUUAAAAUCAAAUAGCAUACGCACAAUUGAAGAAGUCAUCAGCUUCCAGCAUUUAAAAAGACUUACUUGCUUAAAGUUAUGGCACAAUAAAAUAGUCAACAUUCCUCCCUCCAUUUCCCAUGUAAAGAACUUGGAGUCACUUUAUCUCUCCAAUAACAAACUCGAAUCCUUGCCAGUAGCAGUGUUCAGUUUACAGAAACUCAGAUGCUUAGAUGUAAACUAUAACUCAAUUGCGGUGAUUCCAGUGGAAAUCGGAUUGCUUCAAAAUCUGCAGCAUUUGUAUAUCACAGGAAACAAAGUGGAUAUUUUGCCAAAACAGUUGUUUAAGUGUGUGAAAUUAAGGACUUUGAGUCUGGGGCAAAACUGUAUUACCUCGAUCCCAGAUAAAAUUGGUCAGCUCUUGCAGCUAACUCACUUAGAACUGAAAGGAAACUGCUUAGAUCGGCUACCAGCUACACUAGGGCAAUGUCGGCUUCUCAGGAAAAGCGGCCUUGUUGUGGAAGAUCACCUCUUUGACACGUUGCCUUCAGAAGUUAAAGAAGUAUUGAAUCAAGACAUUACCUUUGCUAAUGGGAUUUAAACACAGGUGUAAUUCUCAAGUAGCUGACUUCCAAGCAGCAAAUGCUAAUGUACAAGUUACUACAAGAUCAUGAAUUUUAGAAAUACAAGAAUCUUUGUAAGAAAGAGCUAGCAGGAUGAUAGGUGAUGUAACUGAGUGUUCAGUGUUUGUAGCAUUUUAAAUGAUUUCAAUUUUUUUGAAAGAGAAAGUCCUUAAUCUCAAUUAUUUUUCUUUUAAAUUGUUUGUAACAUGAAUGCUGCCGCUUUUGAAUGUUUACAAAUUGCUUGCCUGCUUAAAGUAAAUGAUUGAUUAAAUUGAUGACAUUUUUCUUACUAUAUAACCUAUUUUUAAUGUCUGGACUUUAUAUUUUUUCCCAAAUACUACUAAAGUGCUGCUUCUUUGUCCACAGUGCAAUUUCUGUUGAGAAGUAAAGACCUUUCCCCAUUCCAGAACUGAUUUGUGUUGCCCGAGUGUGGUCCCAGACACUGCUAAUCGGAGUGUUGAUAAGAUGGCCAAAUGUAAUUGGAUUGGCCCUAGGGUCAGGUCAUUUUGAAUUGCUUUGCAGGGUGAUGAUGGAAAGUCUUCAGAUAAGUUAUUUUACUACUGCUGCUUUACUCCCCUACAGCGCUUUCCAUCUAGGAAUCUCACAGUGCUCCAUAGCAGCGGUUCCCAACCGCCGGCCCAACAGCAGACCUCUAGCUCCCGGGCCAUGGUGGCUCUGGGGGACCAGGGCUGAGGUACACUGCUCUCACCGUGGCUCUUGGAAGAGGCGUGUCCUGCUCUGACUCUCAGCCAACCAGUGCUGGGCAGGGUCUCUUCCCGGCUGCAGAAGAGUGCUUCCCCCCCAAGGCCUUCUUACAGUUCAGGGAAGUCCUCUUCUGCAGCUGGGAGGAGAUAAAUAAAUUGAGAAAAAACUGUCAGCAGAGUGUAUUAUUAUCCAAUUGACUUUGAAUUGACUGAAUCACUGCAGAAGUGUAAAUUUAAUCUGCAGAAUCACCUACUGCAAAACGUGUUCACUUCAGUGCCAUCUCUAUGUAAAUAAUUACUGUGCUGGGAGAGCUGAAUACAAAUUAGUCUCAUGUAAUGAUUAAAUUAGUUCUCUGCUGGUGACUUGCUAGAUGCUGAACUGUGCUACAGCUCAGCUAAAAUCCAAGGACCUGAUUCUUCAGAUGCACCAAUGAUGGUGGAACUCCACUGACUUGAGUAGAGCUAGUCCUGAUUCAUGUCACUGUAAACAAGGCUAUGUCUGCACUUGAGACUUUCUGCUGCUUUUGCAUAUCUGUGUUAAGUGAUCUGCAACAAGUGUUGCAUGAGCUGUUAGGACUCACGACAUUACCUAAUUGAUGAAGGUAGUUUUGUGUUAUAUCAUUGCUGCCAUCCAGGACAGUAGUAUUUUGAAAUAAGCAUUCAGAAUUCUGGUCAAGUACCCCAUGAUGCAUUGCUCUGAUUCUGUGCACAGUGCUUUCAGGGUGUUCCUUUUCUAACACAAGAUACCAAGUGCCUUUAAACAUUUCCCAGCAUGCCCCCUGCCACAGAGGAGUUCUAUCCUUGACAGGCAGCCACUUCCUCCUCCUCACCUUCAAGACUAUUCCUCCAGCUCCAGAUGAAGAGUUCAGUUUCAAGUCUCUCUUUUUCAGAAAGGCUCUUUUUCUUCUUCUUCAAGUGAUGUUCCCAUGGGUGCUCCAUUGUUGGUGUUGGGCUUGUCCUGCACCGCAGAUCGGAGAUUUUUUUUUUCUAGCAGUGUCUAGUUGUGCUGUGCAUGCGUGAGAGCGGUGCGUGCCGUUUGUGCCUUUGGCAUUCACACAUAUGGCCUGACUCGCUUCAGUCCUUUGUUGACCAUCCUCGGUCACAGAUGGAGCUGUAAUCCUCUCCUCCUCUUCAGUUCUCUGUAGAUAGAAAUUAUAGACUCAUAGACUUUAAGGUCAGAGG
Pelodiscus sinensis (Chinese soft-shelled turtle) is the source of this 4822-nucleotide messenger RNA. NCBI's taxonomy places the organism in Eukaryota, Metazoa, Chordata, Testudines, Trionychidae. The record is from RefSeq and is a predicted model, not a curated record.